AUGGAACAGCAGCUGCUCAACCUGCUUGCCGAGACCCAAUUGCCGGCCGAGGCGCCCCGGAAGCAGGCGGAGUUCCAGCUUGAGCAACUCUACCCUAGUGAAGCCUUUCCCAAAGCUUUGGUCUCAGUAGCAUCACACACCUCUGUUCCUCUCAAUCUCCGCCAAUCUGCGCUCUUGACCUUGAAGACCUUUGUCACGUCGUCCUGGUCUCCCAUUUUCGAAGAAUUCAAGGGCCUCAUCCUCAUCAGCGAUGCCAACAAGCAGCAUCUGCGGACGGCGCUCCUCGAGCUCGCCACUAGCGAAGACAGCGAUAGAAAGGUCAAGACUGCAGCCAGUUAUGUUGUCAGCAAAAUCGCCAGUGCCGAUUUCCCCGACCAGUGGCCGGACCUGUUACCUCGUCUGCUCGCCCUGAUUCCAGUGAGCACCGACUCCCAGCUGCACGGCGCGCUCCGGGUGCUCGCCGAUCUCGUCGAAGACGGACUCAAUGAGGAUCAAUUCUUCGCCGUGGCAAGAGAUUUGGUCCAGGUCAUUUUCGAUGUGGCUUCCAACGACUCAAGGAAGACGAUAUUACGGGCAAUGGCGGUCUCGAUUUUCAGAUCGUCGUUCGAUAUGCUGGAAAUGGUCAUGGAGGAUCACAAGGCAGAAGUCAAGGCGUUUGCAGAGGAGGCAUUGCAUGCCUGGUCGCCCUUCUUUUUGGACAUUAUGAGGAAGCCUCUGCCUACCAUGCCGAGCGAGGAGGAAGAGCACAAGGAGGAUGGCACACAAGCCGAAUGGAGAGGUUUGAUUGCCCUCAAGCUUCAGGUUGUCAAGACAUUUAUGAAGAUUCGUACCUUGUUCCCAGGCCUGCUUUCUCCGCAGAGUCCCGUGGUCUUUUCAGUUACCUGGCAAGAACUCUCAUCACUUCAGGCACCGUAUCAUGAGAUGUACAUUGAGAACGAGCGUCAAGGCCGUCUAGAGGACGCUGAUGGCUUGCCUUAUACUCUUGACUUCCUCGUGCUUGAAGAGUUAGACUUUAUGCAGGCUUGUCUUCGGGCCCCACCUGUGCGUCAAGAAUUGGAGACGCAGCUUCAGAACCACUCGGCUACACAAGAGGGCAGCUGGUUGGUCGAGGUGAUGAAAUUAGCAGUAGCUUAUGCCCAAAUCACCACUGAAGAAGAGGGCCUCUGGGAUAUCGACGUCAACGUCUUUUUGUCCGAGGAGACGAGUGUUACUGCAAACUAUACGCCCCGAACUGCGUGUGGAGACUUGAUCAUCAAGUUGGGAGAAUGGCUCAAGUCGCUCGCCAUUGAGGGACUGCUUGCAUACACGCGGACCCUCUUCCAGUCUACAGCAGGCUGGAAACUCAAAGAAGCUGCGCUCUACAUCUUGAACCAGCUUCUAGGAGACUUUAGUGAUGUCGAGCAGAAGAUCAACCCCGAGCUCGCUCAUGGCUACACUGAGUUUGUCAAAUUCGCGAUGCGCCAAGAGGACUUCUUCCUUCGUGCCAGAGGUUUCUUGGUGGCGGGCAGCCUUACUCGCACCGGCGGCGAGACAUUGCACCAGGUUGCUGCCGGUUUUAUGGAGGAGUCUCUAAGGGCAAUUUCGGACGACUCGGCGGAAGUUGUUCAGGUGUCUUGCAUCCGGGCCCUGCAAGAUUAUCUGCAGUCACUUCCCGCCAGCAUUACUCAACCGAUGCAGGGACCAAUCGCAUCCGCCAUCUCAAACUUCCUCGCAUCAAAAGACCUUGAUGAUUUUGCGGAGAGCGACGACCUCAUGGUCACCCUUGUCGAGACUCUCCGCGAUGUUAUCAUGCUCGAUACACGAAUCUGCGUGGCUCAAGGAUCUACCGCUUUGGAACUUCUCUUUACCAUUGCCAGUCAUGGCGCGAACAACUUUCAGUUGACCAUGCUUGUGAACGAGACCUUUGAGGAUAUUGCCGGAGCCAUGUCUGCUCUUGGUCGUGAGGCUUACACAGGCCUUUGUGAAAAGGUCUUGCCAUCAUUGACUGGUGCUUUCGAUGUCGGUAAUCUGACUGAAGAGUCUGCCCUGACUAACCUUGCCGCAGAGCUCCUGGCUAUCCUUGCAGAGCACGGGCCCGAACCAUUGCCCCAAGGUUUCGUCGGAACGGUGAUGCCCAAACUUAACCGCCUGCUCAUUUCUUCGGAUGAUGCCGAGCUGCUCCGUCCGGCGACUGAUGCCGUCCAACACAUGAUCGACCACGACCCUAAGCAAUUUUUUGAGUGGCAAGAUCCCGAGUCGGGCAAGCUUGGCCUCGAGGUAGCAUUGGUCAUUGUUGACCGUCUCUUGAACCCCUCUGUCGAUGACAAUGCGGCAGCAGAAGUUGGUGGACUGGCUGCGGAGUUGGUCGAGAAGGCUGGCGCCGAUAAACUCGGUCCUUAUCUUCCUCAGCUACUUCAGGCGGUCACUGUGCGAUUGAGCACUGCCACGCAGGCUCAGUUUAUCCAGUCUUUGAUCCUUGUCUUUGCACGAUUGUCGCUUGUGAGCGCAAAGGAUGUUGUCGAUUUUCUGGCCCAGUUGCAGGUCGGUUCUGGUAGCGGUCUGCAGAUUGUCAUGUCCAAGUGGCUGGAGAACUCUGUCAACUUUGCCGGAUACGAUGAGAUUCGUCAAAAUGUAAUUGCUCUGUCACGCCUCUAUAGUCUGAAUGACCAUAGACUGUCCCAGACAAUGGUUCAGGGUGACCUCAUCAUUCCCAAGAGUGACAGAAUCAUGACUCGGUCAAAGGCUCGCCUCAAUCCUGAUCAGUAUACUGUCGUGUCGGUGCCGCUCAAGAUUCUCAAGCUUUUGGUCGAGGAGCUGUCGAGUGCCAGCGGCAAUACCCCGCGUGCUAUUGAUCCUGCCCUGGCUGCUGAGCUUGCCGAAGAGGGCAGCGACGACGGCGACUGGGAGGAUGUUCCCAAUGCUCUUGACCUCAGCUCUAUGGCGACGAGACAGGAUCUCAUGGCGUAUGCCGACAGCCCUAGCUUCCGUCAGCGAGACGACGAGACCCAGGCUUAUCUGCUUGCCUUUUUCCAGGAAGAGGCAAGCAAACCCGGCUUCCAGGAAAUGUUUGGCGCUUUGACGACUGAAGAGCAAGAGAAGCUUAGAACUCUUGGUGGACAGUAAAGCCCCUUUUCUCUACUCUUUUUUUUUCUUGUGAAUUUUUUUCAUUUCUUUUACAUGCUUUUUCCCCCCAGUGCCCGUCCAGAGGCAGGUACAUUAGUCCUCAUCUGCAUUAUAACCCAGUCGAUACAUACUUUUUUCUUUUUCUCGCAGGGGACACCUUUCCCUAGUCGACGAGACAUGAAGUGGGGAGAUCGUGUUCUCGUUGAUUUGUUUUUCACGAAACCCAUAGCAUAGCAUGUAGCAUACUUUUUUUUUUUUUUUUU
This is a messenger RNA of Xylona heveae TC161, 3365 nucleotides long. Its product is annotated as importin beta-5 subunit. The coding region runs from base 1 to 3102 and encodes 1033 amino acids. The transcript is spliced from 7 exons. The record is from RefSeq and is a predicted model, not a curated record. Gene Ontology annotation, molecular function: small GTPase binding. Gene Ontology annotation, cellular component: cytosol; nuclear envelope. Lineage: Eukaryota; Fungi; Ascomycota; Xylonomycetes; Xylonales; Xylonaceae. Gene Ontology annotation, biological process: protein import into nucleus.